This is a messenger RNA of Cryphonectria parasitica EP155, 1644 nucleotides long. RefSeq lists its product as uncharacterized. The coding region runs from base 67 to 1149 and encodes 360 amino acids. The transcript has a single exon. The record is from RefSeq and is a predicted model, not a curated record. NCBI's taxonomy places the organism in Eukaryota, Fungi, Ascomycota, Sordariomycetes, Diaporthales, Cryphonectriaceae.
CGAGAGACCGCGGAUGACUUCCUGGAGCGAUGGGACCGCGACCACUGUUACCGGUGGUCCGUUGUUAUGUUGGGCUUACUGGCUGCUUUGAUGACUUACGUGGAAAUCAUCGCGCCUUGUUUUACUCCACUUUCCGCUUCUUCCGACUCGACUCGCGUCCCAGAGGCUGUGAGUGGUCAAGCACCGGCGGCCACUGCGACUAUUACCAUCAAUCACACUUCAACAAAGACGGUCAGGAUUGCGGAGACACCCUCGUUCGGGGGCCUGCUCUCUGACAUUGCUCAUACGGUGAGCUCAGAGGGGCCCAGGCGCACGGUGUGCUCCGUACAGCCGUACAGCAGCAACGAGAUCCUCCUCAAGCUUUCUUCUGGGACGAAAGAGGCCUGGCUGGCCAGGGGAGCAAUCGAUAUUGAUGUCUUCCGUGGUGACACCGCCAUACAGACAAAGUUGUCAAGCACUGAUGAGGGUCUCAUCAUUGAGAUACCUUAUGAGGAGGCGCAUGGCGUAGUCAACGUAUCCAUCGUCACCACACGAAAGCCUAAGAUCAACGAGACUUUUGCCGUCGAUUUCGGCCCUGACUAUUUUGAUGAUAUCUACAAGGCUAUCAGAUCCGCUCAGACCGUCCUUCACCACGUAGCCCAGAAGGCGGGCGAUGCUGCCGACGGUGUGUACAAAACGGUGGAGGAGAGCUAUGCCGCCGUCCUUGCCUCGGCCGACGCGCCAAUUAUCGACAAGGCUGCCUCUUGGUGGGACUCAAUGAAGAAUACCGGCAAAUCUGCACAGGAUAUUUGGUCAAAGAAGGCUGAAGAAACGUACGAUUGGAUGAGAGACUCGAUCCGCUCAGACGAUGCCGUCACAUUCUUGAAAGAUGUCCAGCAAAUGGCCAAGGAUCGUCACCGCCACGUCGAAGAUUUCCGUGAUGAGAGCGAGCUCGCCCUCAUCAAGGCUCAGAUCGCCUCCAAGCUUUGGUGGCUGAAAAUCCAGGGCCAGACAGAGCAGCACGAGGCAUACGAGCGCGAGGCUCGCAAGUUCAUGUCGAAAAAGCACUCGGAGUUUGCCAAGGCCAAGAAGGCACGGGAGACCCAGACUGAGGCUGCCAAAUGUGCUCGUGCUGGCAGCUGUAAAGACAAGGGAAGAUGGUCGAUCUAGUAGGUCGUCCCUGACAACGUCUUUUGAUGUGCUGUUUGGUUGAGCCUGCUGCCUUCACCCUCCGACGACGACAAAGGGAUAGCAUAUAACGGUGAUAAUGCUCUACGAUGGAAGGAAAUUGGCGUCCCCGGCGUGCUUUGAUAUUCUGUUUCACUCGCACGUUUACUUUAUGUGUUUUCAAUUGAUAUCGGCGCACUACUACACCAUUCCCUUCUGCUUUUUUAACAUCCCCCCCCCCCGCAUGUACAGUCACGACACGCCAGACAGCGUCGCCACCAUAUUCUUGUGGCACAGGAGUGAGACGGCCAGGGAGGUUUUUUGUCUUUCCUAUUUUGAACGUUUGUUACUUGUGCUGGAGAACCGCGAAAGUGGUUCACCAGACGCAAAGUCAUGGUUCGCCCAGAUGGGGAGGGAAAUGGUUGGGAUACUGCUGGUUGGUGUUUGCACCUGCUUUAGUUGAUGAAUUUAACACUGAUAUGCAUUGCAAUACCUUGG